Huiozyma naganishii CBS 8797 is the source of this 1407-nucleotide messenger RNA. It is a transcript of the gene GLR1, whose product is annotated as glutathione-disulfide reductase GLR1. The record is from RefSeq and is a predicted model, not a curated record. Gene Ontology annotation, cellular component: cytosol; mitochondrion. Bases 1 to 1407 code for a protein of 468 amino acids. Gene Ontology annotation, biological process: glutathione metabolic process; cell redox homeostasis; cellular response to oxidative stress. Gene Ontology annotation, molecular function: flavin adenine dinucleotide binding; glutathione-disulfide reductase (NADPH) activity; NADP binding. The transcript has a single exon. Lineage: Eukaryota; Fungi; Ascomycota; Saccharomycetes; Saccharomycetales; Saccharomycetaceae.
AUGAGCAGUGCCAUCAAGAAACACUACGACUACAUUGUCAUUGGGGGAGGGUCCGGUGGUGUGGCCUCCUCCAGGAGAGCCGCCUCGUACGGGGCCAAGACUCUGCUGAUAGAGGGGAAGGCCCUUGGAGGUACGUGUGUGAACGUUGGGUGUGUCCCCAAGAAGGUGAUGUGGUACGCUUCUGACUUGGCGACGAAAGUGAUGGACGCAAACGAGUACGGUCUGUUCCAACAGUUCCCUCUGACUAGGGAGAACUUGACCUUCAAUUGGCCGCAAUUCAAGGAGAAGAGGGACGCGUACAUCCACAGAUUGAACGGGAUCUACGAGCGGAACUUGACCAAGGAGGGCGUCGAUAUCGCUUUCGGGUGGGCCAAGUUCAACAAGGACGGCAACGUCGAGGUCAAGAACAAGGACAACACGACGGACGUCUACUCCGCGGACAAGAUCCUGAUUGCCACGGGUGGGAAGCCCAUCCUACCUGCGUCGACCCCCGGGUACGAGUACGGGACGGACUCGGACGGGUUCUUCCGUUUGGAACAGCAGCCCAAGAAGGUUGUCGUUGUCGGUGCUGGGUACAUCGGGAUCGAGCUCGCCGGUGUAUUCCACGGACUGGGCACGGAAUCGCACCUUGUCAUUAGGGGUGAGACUGUGUUGCGUAAAUUCGACGAGUCCAUCCAGCACACCGUCACGGACCAUUACGUCGACAUCGGGAUCAACGUCCACAAGCUGUCUAAAGUGACAAAAGUCACCAAGGACCACACGACCAACAAGUUGACGGUCUACCUGGACAACGACGAGGUCAUCGAGGACGCCGACGAAGUGAUUUGGACUAUUGGCCGGAAGUCUCUACUCGGACUAGGGCUGGACAACGUCGGCGUCAAGCUCAACGAGAGGGGCCAAAUCAUCGCUGAUGAGUACCAGAACACUAACGUUCCCAACAUCUACUCCCUGGGUGACGUCGUCGGGAAAGUGGAAUUGACCCCAGUCGCCAUCGCUGCCGGCAGAAAGUUGGCCAACAGAUUGUACGGCCCAGAGCAGUUCAAAAACGACAAAUUGGACUACACAAACGUCCCAAGUGUCGUCUUUUCCCACCCAGAAGCCGGGUCCAUCGGGUUGAGCGAGGACGACGCUGUUGCCAAGUACGGCAAGGAGAACAUCAAAAUCUACAACACCAAAUUCACGGCCAUGUACUACGCCAUGGUCACGGAGAAAUCCCCCACCAGAUACAAGCUGAUCUGUGCCGGUCCAGAGGAGAAGGUCGUCGGGCUGCACAUUGUCGGGGACUCCUCUGCUGAGAUCCUGCAAGGGUUCGGUGUUGCAGUUAAGAUGGGGGCCACCAAGGCAGACUUCGACAACUGUGUCGCGAUCCACCCAACCAGCGCGGAAGAAAUCGUCACUCUAAGAUGA